Molecule: messenger RNA, 2900 nt
Organism: Tribolium madens (black flour beetle)
Lineage: Eukaryota; Metazoa; Arthropoda; Insecta; Coleoptera; Tenebrionidae
Gene: dve
Exons: 5
Coding region: 113-2332 (739 amino acids)
Biological process (GO): regulation of transcription by RNA polymerase II; chromatin remodeling
Molecular function (GO): DNA-binding transcription factor activity, RNA polymerase II-specific; RNA polymerase II cis-regulatory region sequence-specific DNA binding
Source: RefSeq, a predicted model, not a curated record
GUCGUGUGGUUGCCGUGUCGCUGCCGGCUCUGAGCGCUCAGUCACGUUGCCGGUUCACGUUGCCGUCAUGUUGCUCUAAUUUCGGUAUACGGUUUACCGAAAAUUCGAACCUAUGACGAUGGACUUUCAGAGUGCUAUGGAGACUUUCGCUGAAGCCUGGGUCGCCGCCAACACCAAGGGUGCUCCGCUCUCAGACGUUGCCACUCAGAGCCAGGCGUUAGCGUUGACGAGGACAUGCAAAACACCAUCUCCUCCGACCACGACGCCGGCCGCCACCGGCCGUUCGAGUCGAGAGUCGGCCGAACGCGCUGCUACUCCCCCGCCGCCGCGGACACCCCCGUUGGAGAGCACCGUGUCUCCUCCGUCCGUGAAAGAGGAGUUCGACGCGGCGAAAACCUCCACAGCCAAGUCUCUUCCCGUUCAUUGCAUCGUGGAGGCGAUUUGCACCUUGGACGAGAAUCGUGCACUACAACACGGGACUUGGAGACGAAGACCUAUGGUUGAGACCGAUAGCUACGUCAUAAUUCCAGUUGGAACCCCGUUUCAUAGUCUUGUACAAGCAGCCCUUCUUCGAUUAGGGUAUUCUGCUGACAGUGCAGCCGCCGCUAAAGGUUCCGUGGUUAUCAAAAAUUGGAAAGCACUUAAUUUUGAGCAAAUAUCCGAUGAUCCUCUCGUAACUGUUGGUGACAUAUUAGGAGAAUUAACAACGAUAGCCACGCUAAGAAUUCAAGUGUUUAGAGGAAGACCGGGAGCGUUCACCGAUAUUAAGGAUAAACUUUUGCGUUUCCUGUUACUACAAUCACAUGGUUUGCUAAUAUCAUCAGGAUGUCCACUCGACGAGAUAAUACUUUCGCAAAUUUGUCGCACGUCACCAAAUUGUGCACCGAUACCGGAAAUAUCGGAAGAAAUACGACGAAAAUUCGAUCAGUGGUGGUCAACACAGUUCAGUCCCCAAUCACCAGCAAGCCGAAGUCAAUUCGGUGGUACUUUCUCAAAUCAAUAUUCAGUACCUCCUCAAACAUCUAAAUCCACCGAACGCUCAUUAUCCGAAUCUGGACAUCCCGCAAUGCAAACAGUUCACAAUCAAUUCCCUACUCAAAAAACUCGAAUGCGUACUAGUUUCGACCCAGAAUUAGAACUCCCCAAAUUGCAGCGUUGGUUCACCGAAAAUCAACACCCAAGUCGGCAACAAAUCCAACAGUACGUAAAAGAACUCAACAGUCUUGAGUCGAGAAGAGGACGGAAACCUCUAGACGUUAAUAAUGUCGUCUACUGGUUUAAAAARGCAAGAGCUGCUCAAAAACGCGCUGAAAUCAGAAAUGUCACUCCUGGUUUYCCGUGUCAUCUUGCGGUAAACGGCUAUAGCAACCAUAGCCCAACAAAUGGUACCGGAUUUCUCAUUUCUGAUGGUUAUUUAAACUCAGAACGAUUAGCAGAUCACAGAUUGAAAAAUAGUUUGUCGUCGCGACGCGGACCACAAGCUUCGCACACUUCUGAUGAAUUUUCAAACGCAGGAUCUGAUUUAGAAGAUGAAGAUAUGAACGAAGUUCAACCUUCUAGUCCUACAGGGCCGUUGUCGCUCACAACAACUCGGAAACACGAUUCGAGAGAGAAUAGUCCCCGCCCGUCGACACCUCCUCCUCCCCCAAACUUACAAGGAGAGUUGUGUAAAGUAGAACCGAAAGAAGAGCCGAUUAACUACCACUCGCCCGGCGACCACAUAAACAACAAUAAAAUCAAUCUUUCCGAUAUGGAYGAGGACGAURUAGAAACCGAAAAUGACAAUAAAAGUCAUUUCGAAGGGAGCAAUAUGAACUCACCGGCAAGUAGACAGAUAACUCAGCGUUAUUGCAACUCUCCAGAUGUUGAUACUCCCUUAUUGUCGCGUACUCCCAGUGACGGUAUUGAAAGAUUAGCUGCAGGUUUUCCUCUUGUGCCAAACUCGAUGUUCAGCCAUAGCAUAAUGUACAUGAGUCAUUAUAUACCGGGGUUAUCUCAUACCGCGACCUCACCACCGGGUUCCAGUACGUUAGGAAUGUCGGGUUUGACCGCCGAUGAGCGGCGAAAACGCAAUCGUACAUUUAUAGACCCCGUUACAGAAGUACCAAGAUUAGAACAAUGGUUUUCACUCAACACUCAUCCUUCCCAUAAUCUGAUAUUAAAGUAUACCGAAGAGUUGAACUGUAUGCCUUAUCGUCAAAAAUUUCCCCGAUUAGAGCCAAAGAACGUUCAGUUUUGGUUCAAAAAUCGAAGGGCCAAGUGCAAGAGAUUAAAAAUGUCACUUUUUGAUAAUCAACCCACGGGACAAUAUCAUCAUAACGAGCGUGAUUAAAACUUUGUUUUUCAAAUUGAUAUUCUGGUGUGAUUUUUUGACCUGUACUUAGACUGGUAUCCUUCAUUUUGUUAUAUAGGUAGGUGAUCUAUAAAAUUUUUAACAGGGGUUAUGACGAAUUGGCAUAGACAAUAAAUAUGCUCUCCUUGAGGGUAUAAAAUAAAAAAAAAUAUUCGUACCUAAUARUCGUUGGUUUCCACUUUUGUUUUUAUACAACCAGUAUUACGUUGUUAGGAUGCAUGUGACUAUACUAGACCUCAGCGCGAGGUAAAUUCCCUUUUAAAAAUUUUAUUAUAUAUAUAUAUGUUGAAUUUGUAAUAAUAAUUGUACCAAAGAUUGUUAAUUACAUUUGUAUUGUAAGAAAAAUGUUUCGUUUUGUUGAUAAAUAAAGACAUGUACAACAUGCCAUGUUAUAAUCAUUCUGUAUCUUAAUAAUUGUCGUGUUGUAGCCAGUGGCCAUGUCUAUGUGAACGCAGUGUAUUAAAAUAAAUACUCCGUAAUGUUUCUUUAUGCAGUUUAUGUUUUUUUUUAUUAUAAAUAUGUAUGUAAAUAAAAAAUACAAUAAAUU